AGUGACCAUCUGGGCUCUCGAAUCCUGCUCAUUUCGACAGAAUAUCGGCAACUCUGAGGUUGAAAUGCGGAGCUUAAAUUAAUGAGUCAUGAUAAUUUUGUCAUUUGCCCAGAUCCUAAGUUAUUUGUGAUUAUUCAGAGGAUUUUUCAAUUUAUAAAUUGCAUUAUUUACGAAAAACUACCACAGUCCCGAUUGUGAAACUGGUGUCAAGAGAGUGUUGACAUUUUUUGUGAAGAUUAUUGAUUCACUGAAACUAUUUUUAGAACCAUGCACAAGCCGGACGUCGAGUACCAGAGCGAGUUGAAGUUGUCGUACCAACUACCAAUGCCAGACAGUGGGCCGAACGGUGUCCUCGUCGAGAAUAACCACCAGAUUCUUCCCCAGAGGUCUCCCCGCCAAUGGAUCUCUCACAUCUCCGCCUCAUCCCGCAGAAGACACGAAGUUCUGCUUCUUAAACAACGUAAGGAAAAGCUUAGAAGAAAGAGAAUGGUGAGGAGGAGGGAAUAUCAGAGGUUGCGCAAUAUGGUCCCGUCCAUUGCUACCAAGCCUCUAGUAUCUAAGGUAACUGUUAUAGAAGAAGCGAUCCGAUACAUAGACUACUUACAUGGCGCUCUGCUGACGAGGUUAAGAACUAAAGGUCUUCCCAGCUGUUUAAGAGGUGUAAAUGUGGACGUUAAUCAGUUAAACCUCGAUGAUAUCAAAGACUUGGUUUGCCAGUUAGUCCAAAGGAAUAACCAACUGAAAAAGCAAGGAAGGACCGACGGCAUCAAUCGAGACUUGGAUGCUAUUUCUCCCGUCUCGUUCUUCGAGAGGUCUCGGCACGUGCCUUCUUACCUGUCCGCCCGACGACCUCUCCGCAAGAGGACGUGAACGGCAGCCGAUAUGAAUGGUAGAGCCGAAAAAAGUUGUUAAAGAUUAUGAUGCAAGAUAAGACUGUGGUAACCAGUGCAAAGUUGUAGAACAAAAUCGCAUGCACUGAAAAUAGCAUUGUUGUAUAUAUUUGUGGUUAUUUGUACUCAAAAAGAUACUAUUGUAUUAUGUGGAUAUAUUUUUGUACAGACCAAUAUAAGGUCUCCGUGUAAAUACAAUUUUGUACAUAUUUAUAUAGACAUAAAUAUACAUACAUUAUAAAUAAAUAUAUAUAUAUAUAUAUAUUGGGCUGGGGAUUGAAAUAGCCCGAUUAUAAAUUUGAAUAAAAAAUAACUUUGGAUAAAA
Molecule: messenger RNA, 1215 nt
Organism: Stegodyphus dumicola
Lineage: Eukaryota; Metazoa; Arthropoda; Arachnida; Araneae; Eresidae
Molecular function (GO): protein dimerization activity
Source: RefSeq, a predicted model, not a curated record